UCAUACCUAUAAAAUCAUAAAAUAUGUGUAUAUAUUCACACCAUGAUCUGGAAUUGAUGCAAUAAACAUCUUUAAUAUGAGGAGUCUAUAUAUUAGAGUCACAUUUCAAUUUUUUUGGUACAUCAUAAGUUCCGCAACUGGAAACAAUAACUGUGGUGACACAGGAAAUUGGUCACUGUAUGAAGGUCAAUGCUACAGUUGUAAAAGUGACGAAGUUUCGUGGCAUUCUGCAAGAUCGUCAUGUUUACAAUUAGGAGGAAAUCUCGUAACUAUUAGUAAUUCAGGGAUCCAGACCUUUUUACAAAAUCUUUGUGGUACCACAUUCUUUUGGAUUGGUUUGAAUGAUAUAUCAAAUGAGGGCGACUUUGUGUGGGAUGGCACGUCAACACCUUUCUCUUACUCAAAUUGGGGAUCUGGCGAGCCAAAUAAUUCAGGAGAAGGUGGUGAAGAUUGUAUACACCUUUGGCUGGGGGGUCGGUGGAAUGACUAUAACUGUGAAAGGAAUGUAUCUUUCAUUUGUCAGAAACCUCAAGACACUGGCGAGUGUUCAAGUUCCCCCUGCGUACAUGGUACUUGUACAAAUCAGGUUAACUCGUACACAUGUCAAUGCCAACCAGGAUAUACUGGAACAAAAUGUGAUAUUGACAUCAACGAGUGUUCCAGUUCUCCAUGUGUACACGGUACUUGUACAAAUCAGGUUAACUCGUACACAUGUCAAUGCCAUCCAGGAUAUACUGGAACAAACUGUGAUAUUGAUAUCAACGAGUGUUCCAGUUCUCCAUGUGUACACGGUACUUGUACAAAUCAGGUUACCUCGUACACAUGUCAAUGCCAACCAGGAUAUACUGGAACAAACUGUGAUAUUGACAUCAACGAGUGUUCAAGUUCCCCUUGUGUACAUGGUACAUGUACAAAUCAGGUUAACUCGUACACAUGUCAAUGCCAAUCAGGAUAUACCGGAUUUAACUGUGAUGAAGAUGUGGAUGAAUGUCAAAGUUCCCCCUGUAUUCAUGGCGUUUGCAGCAACCUUUUAAAUGCAUAUAGUUGUCAGUGUUUUCCUGGAUAUGAAGGGGCUCUAUGUCAAAUAGAUAUAAAUGAAUGCUUAAGUUCUCCAUGUCAGCAUGGUACAUGUAUUGAUAAAAUAGAUUCUUACUCGUGCAACUGUUCCCCAGGAUAUGUUGGGAGAGACUGUGAUACAGAUGUGGAUGAAUGUCAGAGUUCACCGUGUCUCCAUGGUAACUGCAGUGACCAUGUAAAUGAGUACAUAUGUCAGUGUUUCCCUGGAUAUGAAGGACCUCAAUGUCAAAUAGAUAAAGACGAAUGUUUAAGCUCUCCGUGCUAUCAUGGAACCUGCAUUGACAAAACAGAUUCUUAUGUAUGUGAAUGUUCUUCGGGUUACUCUGGGAGAAACUGUGAACUAGAUAUAGACGAAUGUUCAAGUUCACCCUGUAGUCACGGCAGCUGCAUCAACAAAAUUAACUCUUUUGUAUGUGAUUGUAAUUUUAGAUACAAGGGAACAUCUUGUGACCAAUUUGAUACAAAGCUGUUGUUUAUCCUAUUUAUCUGUCUGCCGAUCAUUGUGCUGAUUCUCUCUUUAUAUCUGUGUAAAAAGAUAAAACAAAACAAAGUUGAAAAUGACCCAGACAUAUUUGAGUUUCCAGACGUUUUAUCUGGAGUAUCCAAACCAAAUUUGCUGUUCCGAAAAUGACAACUAUUUAUCAAAAAAAAUCUUUUCCUCCUUUAAAAGAUUUUCGGUUUCCCACAUGUUAAAUCGAUAACAAUGUUUGAUACUUACGAAACCUAAUUAUUGCCGCUAUGAAAACACAGAAACAGUAACAACAAGAAAUGUGAAAUCAGAUAUAAUACUGAACAAUGCCUUAUAAGCAUUUUAAGGUUUUAAAUGUAAAAUCAAUAUUUUGCAAAGAAAUGACUGUUACAGUAAUGUAAAAAAGUUUUAACAAUAGUAUUGCGUUACUUCUUCUUUAUAGUCUCUCUCUCUCUCUCUCUCUCUCUCUCUCUCUCUCUCUCUCUCUCUCUCUCUCUGAAUUAUCUAUGAAUCACAAAAUGUUUACUUUGUACCAGUUCCUUGUCGUUUUCAGUUUUGAUGAUUCCUUAUUAUCAGGGGUCUAUUUUAAAAUGACACCAACUUGUUUUGAAAACCGGACCAAACAUUUAAACCCAAAAGAGCAAUACAAAAAUAACAUAAAGAUGAGUUUACAAUUUUUGCAGAAAAACCUCCUUUUUUAGAAUAAAACCUAUUGAUCGUGUGCAUUCCAAACAUACUUGUAUCAAGGAGCUAAACGAACUGUUUUCUCAAGCAAAAAUAAUAUCUUUGUAGCUUUUGCAAUUUUUCAAGAAGUAGGAUUUGUUAUUUAAUGGAAGAAAUUGUCCUACUUCCAUUAAUUAAUUUAAUUUGUCAAAGGCAAAACAUUUCUUAUAUAUUGUGUAAUGAGAUAAAAUAAAUCU
Molecule: messenger RNA, 2466 nt
Organism: Magallana angulata
Lineage: Eukaryota; Metazoa; Mollusca; Bivalvia; Ostreida; Ostreidae
Product: fibropellin-1-like
Exons: 15
Coding region: 77-1708 (543 amino acids)
Molecular function (GO): calcium ion binding
Source: RefSeq, a predicted model, not a curated record